CCCCUGAAUCGAUUCUUUGGUAACAGUAGAGGAGAAGAGAAAGAGCUUUAACAACGACGGAGAAUUUGGAACCCAGUUGCACGCAAUCGAGAAUAAUCUACAUCUUUGAGAAGCGAAUCCACUGAAUUGAAAGAGUUUUGGAGAAUCCUAUGAGCCGGUUCUCUCUAAUUCGUCAGCUCAAGCCGAAACAUGUCCCUUGAGUUUUGUCCGGAGAGACCUUUGUUUGGCGGCGCAAUUUCCAGCGCCUUCCCUCAAAGAUUCCAGGAUGCGAGUAAUAUCCGACAAGUUCCAGAUCAUCAGGAAUUGUUUGUGGAUCCUUCAAGGGAUGAGAGUUUGAUAUUUGAGCUCUUAGAUUUCAAGACUGAGGUUGGUGACAAUGGCAGUGCUUCUUGGUUCCUCGAAGAUCUUGCUCGUGAGCAAGAUGCCGAAGGUUUCAAGUUAAUUGAGCAAUCAGAGGUCGUUGAGGCGCCUGGACUGUCUUUUAGAAACAUCCCUGCCGUUGUGACAACUGCUGUUGGAGAGAUGGCUAUAUCCAAAGGAAGACAGGGAAGAGAAGCACAAAACCUAGUGAGGGUUUAUGUGGCAAAUCUUCGUCUUAAGGGAGUUGAAACUGAUGCGUUAGUGACUGCAUAUGAACCUAUUCUCAUUAACCCUCUGAGCGAAAGUGCGAAUGCUGUAGGAGCCGGUUUAGCUGUGCCAGCUUCACAAUCUGGAAUAAUGCCAAUGUGUGAUGUCAUUAAACAGUCACUCUCUACCUUCAAAGUCAAUGACUGGAGUCUUUUCGGCUCCUCCUCAGCUUGAGUGUAUGCUUCAUCAUCCAAAAACGAAACGAUGAAAAUCUGCCAAUUGAUGUUGUUAUGUCGGUUUCGUUUUUUUAAUUUUGAAGUUCAUUUAUGUUGGUUAAGGUAGCUUCUCAAGUGGUCGAGUCUUUGAGGCCUAAGUUUAGAGUUCUUCUGUUUAAGCAUUGUUAUUCUUCUUUAGCUUUUGAUUAAAUAAAACGAGUUUAUAUGAGGCUUAUAAGAAAUGGCCUCGAUUGUUUUUCUCAAGUGGUUUGCUUUGAGAGCUUCUAUGUCUUUUCUCUCUAUCCCUGUUUCUUCACAUUAUGUUGAACUCUUAAGAAAAACAAAAGGCAAAUAAUUGAGAAGAAACUCGAGAAGAAAAAGUAGGAUUUGUCUUGGAAUCCAAGAAUUCAUGUUAAAAGAGUUUUGGUAACACUGUUUUUUUUUUUAAUUUGCUUUUAACUUUUAAUUUUUUUUCUUCUUGUUGAAUAUGGGUUUCCCAUAUCUGCAUAAACUAGUGGCAAACAAAAUGUAACUUUCGUAGUACCUUUGUGUUAUAUUUGCAUCAAAAAUA
Eutrema salsugineum is the source of this 1353-nucleotide messenger RNA. RefSeq names its product ran guanine nucleotide release factor. The transcript has 8 exons. NCBI's taxonomy places the organism in Eukaryota, Viridiplantae, Streptophyta, Magnoliopsida, Brassicales, Brassicaceae. Bases 190 to 801 code for a protein of 203 amino acids. Gene Ontology annotation, molecular function: guanyl-nucleotide exchange factor activity; small GTPase binding. The record is from RefSeq and is a predicted model, not a curated record. Gene Ontology annotation, biological process: protein import into nucleus. Gene Ontology annotation, cellular component: nucleus.